CGAAAGGCAACGACCAUGGACACGAUGAUGACGCUCGGCGCGGCCGCGUGGCGGGACCCCACGGUCGCCAGCAGUAUCUUGCGCGGUAUCUGGUUCACGCUGAGUGCCACGGCCCUCGCGAGCCUCGUGCUCCCGCCGUUGCAUGCGCUCUCGCUGCACGGCCGCUUCGCCAACACCGCUUCGUCGUGGCAGGUGUGGAAGGGCUACUUUGGCGUCUUCUACCUGAUCGGUUGGCUCUGGAACGGGCUCGUUCUUCUCUGCGCGUGGCACCCGCCGACGGCCCUAUCGCCUUUCUUGCCGCCGCAUCUCUCGACCAUCAAUGGCUCGACGCUGCUCGUGCUGCUCGUGCUGCAAUGCCACCUCUUCCGCCGCAUGAUGGAGAGCUGGGCCAUGACGGACUUUGGUGCGUCUACCAUGCACGCGUCGGCAUGUCUUCUUGGCGUCGGGCACUACGUUCUCGUGUCGCUCUCGGUCGUCUUGGACCCGGCUGCGUCGGCGCGCGACGACGAGACGUCGUACUUCGGCUAUAUGCUCGCGGGCGUUGGCCUCUUUCUCUAUGCGAGCGCCCACCAGAUGCGCUGCAAUGGCCUUCUGACGAACCUCAAGCGCACGAACCAAGGCGCGUACGGGCUCCCGUUCGGCGACUGGUUUGAUCACACGUGGAGUCCGCUCUACUUGGCCGAGAUUCUUAUUUACGCGUCGUUCGUGCUCGUCACCAGCGGCCGCAACGUGAACGUCGUCGCCCUUGCGUCUUGGGUCACCGUCAACCAAGCCAUUAGCGCUGCUCGCGCUGCUGCAUGGUACCAAGCGACGUUCCCGGCGGCCAAGACCCUCCACCGCGCGACCUUGGUCCCGCGUCUCUGGUAGUGAUGUCUGUCUCCAACUGUCAGCUAUCCACGAUCCAACUCUGCUAUCCAGUGGCGAUCCACUGUAUCCAACGUCUCUCGUCUGCGUUUCCUCUCAGCGCACGUCGUCAAGAGGCGCUGGCCCGGCUAUCUUCAAAGAGCAAUCUCAAUGUGAAAAAUGUAGUUUUUGCUGGUGA
Molecule: messenger RNA, 1042 nt
Organism: Saprolegnia diclina VS20
Lineage: Eukaryota; Oomycota; Saprolegniomycetes; Saprolegniales; Saprolegniaceae
Exons: 3
Coding region: 16-867 (283 amino acids)
Biological process (GO): polyprenol catabolic process; dolichol-linked oligosaccharide biosynthetic process
Cellular component (GO): endoplasmic reticulum
Molecular function (GO): 3-oxo-5-alpha-steroid 4-dehydrogenase activity
Source: RefSeq, a predicted model, not a curated record